Molecule: messenger RNA, 828 nt
Organism: Mesorhabditis belari
Lineage: Eukaryota; Metazoa; Nematoda; Chromadorea; Rhabditida; Rhabditidae
Source: the annotation of a GenBank genome assembly
AUGUUUUCUUACAACGGCUCUUUGCCAAGCGGUCCACCAACUUUAUCAAAUAACGAAUUGGAUCCACAAUAUAGAGAACGGUACGGACAACAACACAAUGAAGCUCAUCGAGAGGUCACCAUCACAUAUGUGACCUCGAAUUUGCAAGAGGAUGAUCUCGAUGAUAAUGAAGUGUUCGGUGAAUUGAAAAAGCGUCCACUUGACCGACCGGAGCACUCACGCGACACCUAUGACAAUCUAUGGCCACCGAAUUUCGGUCCAAGAAUUCGGAGAAUAAACCCCAGUCAGGCGAGUCUGGGCACGAUUAGCCUCGAUUCGGCUCCAGAGCUGCCACCGCGCCCAUGUGCAACGAAAAGCUUUGAGGAUCAAUGUUCACUCUAUCGAGAGGGUUGGCCUGCAAGGAAACACUAUUGGAAGCUCUUCACCAGUCUCCUCGCUUUGGUCUCGUGUACCCUGUCGGUGGUGAAUUUGGACUUUUACGUGCGAUUGCUCAAGAGAGUUCAAACAGAUAAAAUCCCGGCCGGUGAUGGCGGGGAAAAGCUUGCAGUGAGCAUGCUCAUUUUCGCGAUCACUUUACUAUUGCUGAGCAUUUCCGGCUCCGUGGCGGCCGUGUUGGCGAUUUGGAGACGCAACGAGUUGUACAUGUCGAUGUUUCAACUCCAAUUGUUCAUUUCAUCGGUGAUCUACUUCUGCAACUUGAUCGUUCGUUUCACUCAUCCACAAUUGACAUCAAUCGUCUUCCCUCUUGGAAUUAUGGUUUUCCAUAUUGGAUUGGGGCUUCUUUCUGAAAAAAUGCGGAAAAAGAUGAAGAUUUGCGAAUGUUGCUAU